CGAUCGGCGGCUUGGCGUCCAUAUUGAACUGUGUAUUUAAGGACUGAUCAAAAUAGUGCGUUCUUCUUUGUUUUUCACGUAUCUAGAUGUCGUUAUAGAUUUGUCAAAAUUUGUAGUAUGUCGAGUGCGUCCUUGUUUGUUUGAAGUCAGAUACAAUCGCUCGGUGUUUGUUUUACUGUGGCGUGGGUUACCACUGCAGAUUGAAGAUCGCGUGUGGAUGCAAAAAAAAGAAAACAGUUACGUUGGUUUCCUAGAAGUUUGCACAAAGGCAGGUGUGUCUUGGUUACGGUGACGUCAACGUUUUCGCGUUCGCGUCGCCUCAAGCUGACAAAACAUAAUGGACCUCCAGAGCUGGGAGAAGGUCCUUCUUCAGUGGAUCCACACCUUCGGAUUCACGAAGUCAAACUAUAUCACACUAGAGCAGACCGACAUCGAUUCGUUCUUCGCUUAUUAUGUGCAGAAGGCCCAGGUGGAGCCUGUGCCAGUGGUGGAGGUUGCGCUGCAGGCUCAGCCAACACAACACCUAUCGCCCAAUGAAGCCUCUCCAAGGCAGAGCACGGCCUUGCAGGCUUUUCUUGGAGAAAUGUAUCCCGAGUUCAAUGGAAACUUGGAUGGCCGAGGGCAACUGGUCGGGUCAGACUACCUUUACAUAUACUCACUGCUCCUGCACUACAAGUGUGUGAAGCAGCCCAGCGCCUCCUUCCACAGCAUCUGCAAGAAGCUCCCAGUUCUAGCGCAGUCCUGCAUCUGUGAAUUCUUUCAGCAGACGAUGAAUAUACACCUGACGCGUGAGAAUCUCAGUCAGGCUAUCGCCAACGUGAGCAGCAUGUUCCUGGCCCCGGGCGCUGCAGAGAUCAAGCCAUUUCGAGCCACCAGCUCGCACAGUCUGGACAGCGAUGGCAGUGGUCACAGCAGCAGCCUCGGCGAAGAUGCUUCGGAUCUGCCCAUUGACUUCCUCGGGCCUAUCUCUUCUCCGUCGCCAAGGACAAUGCCGCCACCUGCGACGCCCAAGACAGAGCUGCUGGAACAACGAACCAGAGAGGUGAGGGGACUUCAGGCGCAACUAGAGGCGGAGCGAUACGAAAAGAAUGUCCUAGAGGAGCAGAUCUUGGAGAACGAACAUCUCAUUAAAUCCCUGAGAAAAGAAAACAAGAUGAAAAAAUUGCAACUGGCUAAACUAAAGGAUAGCAGCGAGAAUGAGGAUGAAGAUUCGAUUCGAAAAUACGUUCCAAAUGAGUUCGAUCACUUGAAAUGCAGCCUGAUGAAGGAGAUCAGCCAGAAGGAGGCCCUUAUAACGGAGACCCGUGAUAAGCUGCAGGAUUUGCGCAUUGAAAACGCGGAGCUGCGUAGCAAGGUAAAAUCUUCGACGGAACAGCUGGUGGUGUGCAUGGACCGCAUCAGGGAUCUUGAGGUUCGCCAGGAAGAGAUCGCCCAAACACUCGCAACAAAAACAGAGCAAGUUGACUGCCUGGAACGUGACAAGCAGGAGCUGGAGCAGUGCUUGCAAGUCACCCGCGAUGAGCUGCACAAUCGGCGCGAAGUGCUCAACUCUUCCUCAGAUCUGCUAGAUUUGCCCAUGUCGCCGAACACUACGCCCGAGAAUCUGGCCGACUCAGUGAUUGACAAGCAGCUGCGGGAGAAGGAGCACGAGAACCUCCAGCUGAGAGAAGAGCUCCAGGAACUGAGCAAGUCCCUGGUGGCCAUCCUAGAGGAACACGGCUUGGCAGUGACAGACAACUCUUCACAGCUGUCGUCCAGUAUUGGCGUUGUCAAGGAGGAGUUGACCAAGUCAGUACGCCUUAUUGAGCUGCGCGACAGCCAGCUACUAGAGCAGAGCCAGCUGCGCGAUCUAGCCCUGGCACAAUGUGAGAAGCUAGUUGAAGAGGGCCGUGAGCAUGCCAAGGAACUGGAUGAGAUUAAGGCGCAGUACGAGCAGCUGCGCGAUCAAGCCCUGGCACAAUGUGCAAAGCAAGUUGAAGAGGGCCGUGUGCAUGCCAAGGAACUGGAGGAGACCAAGGCGGAGUACGAGCAAAAGUUAGCUAGUCAACUGUCUAGCCUGAAAGCCUUGGAGUGGGAAAACGAUGAGGCCCGGUUAGCCCUUAAGCAGGCAACUUAUGAGUCUGCCCAAGCGGACGAGCACCUCCGCCAGAUUAAGGUGCAGUUGGCCGAAAAAGAGGAGCAGAUGACCCAACUGGGCAACGAAAUCUCGGAGCUGCGCGAAAAGAACAAAACUCUUGAGAGCCGCACCGACUCCCUGAUCAACGAACGAAACAGCGGAGUCCUGCAGCUACAUCAGGAGCAGCGUCGCCAGAAAUAUGUGCGUAACAAGUACGCGCAGUGUCGGGACCAGCUGUUGGCCCAGAGCUCAGACAUGGAUCUGUUGUCCAGAAACCUGGAUGCUUCCGACAGGAAAGACAUGCUUCGGAGGGUAGACGAACUGAUUGCCGCCAAAGAAGAGCUGCGGCAGCAGCACGAGGCCCUAAAGUUGGAGCAUAAGAAGACCGAACAGGAAGCUCUGGAGCUGAAGGAUCGCCUGCAGCUUGGCGUGGAGCUGCAGCAGUGUGUGCAGCAGAGCCACGAGCAGCAGCAGGCAGACCUUCAGCAGCAACUACAGGUGGCGAACGAGCGAAUAGAAGCAAUGCGGCAGCGAAAUCUGCAAUUUGUUGAGCAAAUCCAGACCGAUCUCAACAGCCAGCUGCAUAGCUCCCAACAGGAGGUGGAGAGCUUCCUGUCCCGAAUCACUGCGCUCGUGAAUGGCGGCCAAGUCGUUGUUAAAUCGGAGGAGAAUGGUUGUCAAUUGUCCAAAUUCCAGCAGUUCGAAUCUAUGCUUGUUUCGUCUCUUCAUCAGCGAUCUCUGGAGGUGCAAGCCCUACAGACAAAGGCGGAUCAAUUGCUUGAAAAACUGGACACGGUUCAACGUCAAAACGAUUCAAUGCUAGAGGCGGAGAGCCAACUAAAGGUUUCAAGGAUUAAUCAACUUAAGCUCAUGGCAUCUCUGGAAGCCAGUGCUGCAAAGUUACGUGUCACUCUGAACCACAAGGAUGGCGAGAUUGCAGCUAAGAACCAGCAGGUGGCCGAACUGCAAGGACAACUGGCCAGCGAUCAAGCCAGCAGCCUUCUGCUCAAGCAACUCAAUGACACCAUCCACAAUCUAGAGCAAGUCAACGAAAAGCUGAUCGAUGACAACGCCAAGCUGGAGAGCCUGCACAUGGAGAUAAGUUCUUCCCUGUUGACAGCCAACGGCGAGGUUGAGCGUCUGACGAACGAACUGUCCAAGUGCCAGACUAGUCUGACCGAGAUGACUGCAGCGGACAAGCUAAAAGCCACUCAGUUGUCCGAGAGCGAGAAGGAGCUGCUUAAAUUACAAGAUCAACUAAACGAAAUAAGCUCGAAAUAUUCCGAUUUGGAGCAGCACGUAGACCACCUUAGGACUCUGAAGUCAGACUGUGAGAAGCGCUGCCAAGAACUCGUGGAGAAGUUAGCGGAGAAAGAGUCCCAAUUCUCGCAAUUAGGCAUGCAACAUGAAACACAGCUCGAUGGGCUCAAAGCAAAGCUCAAGGACGCCCAGUUUAAUAUCGAACAGCAGCGCCAGGCGAUCCUGACCGAUAGAGAGGAAAUCUACAAGUACAGGGCCCAGCUGGCGGAUCUCGUCAAAGCUCGGGACCAGUCCCAAGAAGAGAUGACAAAGCUGCGCGGUUUAUUAUCCGAAGAGGAAAAGGAAAAGCAAGAGCAUCUGAAAACAAUAAAAAAUCUGCUUGGCAAUGAGCAACAACUCACUCAGAAGAUAGAUAAAUUGAUGGGCGAACACUCCGAAGAGCUGCACCGUCUGCAAGCUAUGCUCAUGGAAAAGCAAGCGGUCAUGGCUCAGCUAAAAACCCAGUUGUCCAGCGCCACAGAACUGGCACAGGCGAGGGCCAAGCAAUUGACACAGGCUGAGCUGGCGCAGGUCGAACUAGCGGCUAGUUUACAGAGCGAGAAGGCGAUGGCGGAACAGCUGCGUGUUGAAGAAGAGGAAAAGAGUUCGGCUGCUUACGAGCGCAUUGGAAAGCUGGAGAAGUUGCGAGACAUCCAGGAACACAAGGCUCGGCAGCUAAGCGACCAGCUAGCGGAAGCCGAUCAGAUGAAGGUGAGCCUGAACCUGGAGAUCGGAGCCCUGAAUUCUGAUAUUGAGCAGCGCAAGCGUCAGAUGGCAGAGCAGGCUAGCCAACUGUCUGCCAAGCAGAACGAGAUUGCCGAGUUGGAAUCCAGACUAAAGUCUGAGGUCGAUCAACACAAGCUGGUUAAGGUGGAACUAGAACAAAUCACAGUAAAACUAGCCGAAGUCCAGCAGGAGCUUAAUAGCACACGGUUAGUCCAAGACACGCAGCACUUCGAGCUAGAUGAGAAGACGCGCGAGAUGGAAAUGGAGCGCGCCGAUUCCGCAGAACGAGUCCGCUUCUACCAGCGACGUAUCGAUUCACUCGAAGGGCAGUUGGCCGAGGUACAGGCCGCCAGCCAAACGCAGGAACAGGCUCAGGGCCCAACUGAUCUGUGCACAACCUAUAGCAAGGCAGAUUGCCCCGCUGCCGCAUCGGACGAUGAGCUUGUUCAGCUGCGCCAGGAGAUGGCCAGAAGCAAGCUAGACUGCCAGAUUCUUCAGGCCAAGUAUCGCGAGACCAAGGAAGAGAUCCAGCGCUGCGAGCAAAAGAUCAAGGAUCAGCGUCUGGAAAUGGAGGGCAAGCUGGACAAGAUGAAAACGAAGAUGCGCUCCUUGUACACCGCGGAGGUGACUCGCAUGAAGGAGAAGCAGGAGCGGGAUGCGGCUAGCAACAAGGCGGAGCUCGAAGCCCUGACGGCGCAGAAUGUCAAAUACGAAGAGCACACGCGCAAGCUGUCCAACCAGAUUGUCCGGCUCAACGAUAAGAUCCUAGAGCAGCAGAAACAGCAUGCCAUUAUAAGCACAAAGCUACGCCACCUUCAGAUGCAGCCUCCAGUCAACGCGACCAAGGUCCCUGCGUCCAGCCAUCUGGUUACGGUCAAUGCCAGCUCAUCGGCUGGCAAUGACGACUGGCAGCCAUUUAAGAGACCCAAUGCCCCGUCCUCCAAUCUGACAAUGGAGGAUGAAGAGGGCGAAGUAUUCAACAAUACCUACCUCACGGACCUGAAGCUGGGACGGGUUCCGGACAUAACGGCCGAGGAGUUGAACUAUCGAAACUCAUUGCAGCCGCCGCAUUUGAAGAGCACCUAUGCCGCCCAGUACGACCUAAGCAGCCAGGAUGAAGAUCUCAAAGAUGGACCCCACAGUCUCGAUGACAGCAUGUGCGCCCUGCUCAGCUCAACGGGCACUGGGACACGCAAAAAGUCUAUAGGUACCCACUACAAGCGUCCUGGACCGCCCACGCCUAGCAAGAACGGAGGACGGUUGUCCUUUGGCAGCUCGGAGCCACCGCGUGAGGUUCUGCGCGAUUGCAGCGACCACAAUAGUAACUCCAAGACACCGGCGCGCUUUAAAUUCCUCACAACACGGUUCAGCGUCGGCAGCAGCGGCCUGCCCCGGGACGAGCUGCCUCAACGCAAGCGGUCGACUAUAUUGACCAGGUUGCAGCGCCGCAGGCUGCAGCGUCAGACGGCAGAUGCGUUUUGCACGUCGACGCCUCGCAAGAGCCGCUCCUACUAUGAUCGGCAGCGUCUGAUCGGUACGGUUUUUUCGGACGAAGAGCAGAUUGAAGUAGUGGACAACAGUGGAGAGCAGACAACUCCACAUCUGUCCAAUGGAGCGCUGCUAGCCCUGACCCAAGGGAAUACCCGAAGGAUCACCGUCACACCCACCACCAAACGCCAAGCUCGCCUUCCGCUUUACCUGCAUGGCAACGGUACGCCAAAGUUAGGCAUUUCUGGCGAGCGGAUGCGUCAGCGGCGGAAAAUGAAUCGGGAGCGGAUGGCCCGCUUCGAUCAGGACCGACCCCUCGACCAGGUUCGCCUAUCCGAUCGCAUUUCCUGUUCGGGGAGGCCUUCCCAAAUUCUGAUGGGAAAUACGGUGGUGCUGGACGAUGGAAGAGGAAGGAGAUCCGUUGUAGGCGUUACUUUUAAGGUGGACGAUUCCUUGCAGCUGGAGGUACAGCAGUUCGAGGCUGACAACAUGUCCAAGUGGACCCCGGGCAAUGAGAGCAGUGAGGUGGGAGACUGUCGUUUCGAAGAGCUGUGCAAGCGGAAGGCGUCCGCGGCCCCUUUUCAUGUGCAGCCUACCGUCGGGGUGGCGGAUUUGCAGGCAGUCGAGUGUUCGACCCUCUUCCGGACUUUUGCUUGCCAGGAGUGGCAGCGAGUGAUCCUGGUAGUGUCAGGACUCUCGGUCGUUGUGGCGCUGUUUUCGCUGCUGGUGCGGGCUUGGGUAUAGGAAAACCAAAGCAGUGUAAAUCUCUCAAUAUUCCUUCUGAAGCCAUUUGUUCCUUAUAUUUUUGUCGGCUAUUUAAUUUCAGAACUCGCCACCUAAGCGACGCCUCAGCAACAUGUUCAAGCGCAAGGAGCGCUAAUAAUGUAUAUAAAUGUAAAGCAAC
This is a messenger RNA of Drosophila kikkawai, 6533 nucleotides long. RefSeq names its product mushroom body defect (gene mud). The record is from RefSeq and is a predicted model, not a curated record. Lineage: Eukaryota; Metazoa; Arthropoda; Insecta; Diptera; Drosophilidae.